Adelges cooleyi (spruce gall adelgid) is the source of this 1203-nucleotide messenger RNA. RefSeq lists its product as uncharacterized. The transcript has 2 exons. The coding region runs from base 1 to 1203 and encodes 400 amino acids. The record is from RefSeq and is a predicted model, not a curated record. NCBI's taxonomy places the organism in Eukaryota, Metazoa, Arthropoda, Insecta, Hemiptera, Adelgidae.
AUGAAUAAGCUUAAAAAAUCAGACGCUCAGUCCAAAACCACUAACACCAACAGUUCAAGUAACCUUAACAAAACCUUAAUUACAAAUAACUCAAAACCUAACACAAGCAACAAAUACAACUCUACAGCUCAAACUGCCAAUAAUAGAAGCAGCCCUCUUAUACCUCUACUAAUACAAACACUACCAAAACCAGUUGUAACGUCAGCAGCUACACACACCGAGCCGCCGUUUAUCAAUAUUAAACCGACCACUACUUCUCCACUAGCCUCUGCACCCAGCAACAAAACCGUCUACCGUAACACCACCAAUACUAAUUCUACACAAUCAAAUGAUAGAAAUGAUUCCGGCAACUACCAAAUAGUUCAACAUGGUCAUAAUUCAUACACAAAUAAAUCUAUUAACUACGCCACCAUCACAACUCACGAGAAUACCCCUAAAAUAGAGCAAGCAAUCGUUUUUAAUAUCAUCGAGAAUGUUCCUAAAAAAGAGUACAUAUUAGCUAUAGGAAAAUUGGUAGACCCCAGUAAGAUAAUUUUUGUAUCGAGAAUAACCAAUAAUCGCUUUUGUAUUUUCCUAUCUAGUCUAGCAGUUAUAGACAAACUUUUGGAAACCACUAAGACUAUAAAAUGCAAAGCUUUCGGACAUACGAGUACGUCCUAUCCAUGCAAAAAAAACAACGUUAAGCAAAUUGAAAAUACUCAAACAAUCUUAAAUCAAAAUAUAACACCUGAAAAAGAGACGGAAGACGAAGACUACUCUGAGAUGCUGGAAAACACUGAACCUCCCAAAAUACUUUUAAUAGAUGAACUUGAUAUCACCCGAACUAUGGACUGGAAUGAAAGCACAUCUGAAAAUUUACCCAUAACAUCCGUAACAGAUAACUCACUCAGAAACGAACCACGAAAAAACCAAUCAAACGCUACAAGUAUCAAUAUCCAUAUUGAAACACCAACAACUGAGAAACACAAAAGACCACUAUCCGAUAGUUCUUCCCUGAAAUCUGCUACCGCACAAUCUCCCCCUAAUGCCAGUAAAAGUCAACCUAAGGAAAAACCAAAACUACAUACUAGCUCAAACUCUUCUUCUAUAAAAGAUGAAAGUAGAUUAAAUGAAAUGCUUCAACCAACUGAAGACAUAUUUUCCAGCGAUCAUUGCUCUAUAACCUUAGAACAGUUUAAAUAUGUCCUAGAUCAAAUUUUUUAA